ACUCAAGUGUAGCGAUAAAUUAGACCUUUUGUGCAUUUUGUGCCUCAUAAAACAGAACAUGGAGCAUCUUGGGAAGUGCAAGUUUCUGAGUGCAAAGCCACUGUCAGAAAAUACCAAAUCCCAGGUCUGUAACACUUUGUCAGGUGUAAUGUACUUGCUAACUAGAAACAAAACUCAGUACAUCAAAAGAAUGUUGAACGUGUAUGUUGAAGCAAACAUGUGUGAAGUGCUGUGAUCCGACCUUCUCACUGAGGCUACAAGCGACAGAGCGGCAGCGUGGCUGAGACAAUUACAAGACACUGUACCAUCAAUUUGAUUUUCAAGUUGUUAAUUUAAGAUGAAAAAGUUACAUUAUUAAGCUUUUUUUUCCAUCGUGGUAGAAAACAGAGGUAAACAACAUCUCAAACUUUGGGGCAAAUCAUACAAUUAAAUAGGAUUCACAUAUACACAACUGUGAUUUGUUGAUUAAAGCUCCCGGUUUGUCCCCAAUGAGCCUAGUUUCAUGGUAAAAAGACACUGGCAUCCUUUGAUUGAAUGUUUCAUUUCUUCACUAUGUGUUUUCAUAUUCGAUGAGAAAUAUAUAUUUUCUUCCUACUAGCUGAUUUGGGAAAGCAGCAGUCAGGAAAACACGGCUUCAAAGCCUGUGGUUACUGAGCAAAUACAGAAUAAUUUCAAUUUCCACGUUUACAUAACCUAAGCAACAAGCAUGCAGGCUGCCGACAUGCAGCAUCAAGUGUUCAUCAGGCCUGAAUGUUUCCUGAACGAUCUGUUCCUCACGGUGCAGUUUCACACUCGGAUCAGUCCGAUCAUAGAGGCACAAGGACAACAUUUGCCAUGCAUGUAUUUCACAACAUGUGACUAAUCCCAUAUUACACACAGACAGCUUCAGAACUGGUCUCCUAACACCCUCUCAGGUCCCAACAACUAGAUGGAGAAUGGAGAGAUGGAGAAAAUUAAAAUAAAUUCCUCCAGUGGGACAAACAGAAUCUAUCUACAACCACAGCUGCAGCACUGUUGUAGUUUCUGGGCUUUCCUCCUCCGAUGAGUCGGCGUGUAGUUUGAUGAUAAAAGAAUUCUGCGGCGGCGAGGCUGGGUGGAAUGAUAGAGCAAUCUUUAUUGAAACAGAAUCUUGAGCCCUGAGCCCAGAUCAGAAGUGGCCGCUUUCUGAUAUUAUCAAAUCUAUGGAAAAAGCUAUGCCAAAAUACUUUGCCCUCUGCCCUAUCAGAACUCCGAGCCUUCGAUUUUAGGAGAUCUACCAAGUGCCACUCCCUCGUUCUUCCUGUGAGGGCCUUUUUAGAGUCCCUUCUCCAGUACACUCACUUCCUCUGAUUGGUCCCUUUGCCAAAUUAUCCAAUAGACUAAAAGACCAUUUGGCAUGCAGGUCAACUUAGCUAAGCACUUUAUCAUCUGUUAACCUUUGACUCCUUACAGUUGAAAGCCAACCCCUGGACCUUCACUCACAAUGAAAAUCAAGUAGUCACGAUUGAAUCCAAUCUAAGUAGAUCAGUCAUGAUUGGAUCUAACCCGAGUAGGUCAGAAUGUGUUGUCCUCACUAUGUUAAAACUACUGUGUUAAUUCAAUGAAGUGCUGUAUUUAUUGCUUGUAGACAUUACUGCUCGCUGUGCCUUAUUCAGAAAGUCAGUUUUAAAUCUAUAGUUUUUCAUUGCUUGCUUUUAGUUUUUGUUAUUUAAAAUGCAAUCACAACACUUUCCUUAUGUUUUAAUGUCUUCUCUUAAUGUAUUUCUACGUCUCCGUAAAGCACUUCGCCUCGCCACCGCAGAGCCCCAUCAAGGGAAACAUGUGCGUACACCCACCACUGCUCAGACAUCCAGUAAACUAUGAUCUGUUUGUGUUUAAAACAAAACAACAGAUAGCGUACUUGUCGUCUCUUGGACCAACUGCACAGAGUUCAGUAACAGUGUCUUGUCAGUAAUCAGUGCAGGAACACAAAAAGCCGCGUUGAGGUCCUAACGGGUCUGAACAUACGGAUCCAAUUCAGCGGGCGACGUACUGCGUGUUCUUGUAUUUUCAGGGUGACUCAGCAUUUCUUCCCUCGAGUCUGUACUCUGUGUACCAUCAUGCCACUGUGUGUACAGACCUUCAAGCAGAUAGUUUAGAUUUAACCCGAAUGAGUUUGAGCAAGUUAGAAAAACUAAGAAAUCCUAGUUUCAUACAACGGCCUGUUCUCAAGACAAUGUUUCCUGUGUCAUCAGUCCCAACUUUGCUUUCCGGUGUUUGUUAUGAUGUCUGAAGGCACAACAGAGGAGACACUUGAUUAUGAUUAUUCAAGAAGGUAACAGAAGAUAAACGUGAAUGCAAAACAUCCUUGGAAGCACUAAUCAGACAAACACAACCACAGGGCUGUUUGUCACACAGACAGCUUUACGGUGUGUCCGUUUUGACCAGCAAGGCAGCUCGUAUGGAUGUGGUGGUGGGGGUGGGGCCGCAGCAGCAACACAUGCCAUGAUGUAACAGUCAAGGCUGUAUUUAAAGAGGAGGCUCUGCUGCAUCCCGUCCACGCACUCAAGUCAUUUGGACACUGUCGCUCCCAGAGGCAUUUCACCAGGAAUCUUUAACUUCCACGGAUCAAAUUACGGAUUUGGAGUAUGAAUUUAAGGCUCUUCACUUUUGAAAAAUCUUCUAUGGAAAAACAGAGAAACCAAUUCAUAGCUGGGACUAAAUUCAGCCAGAGGGACACAUUUAGAGAAUCCUGAUCUCUAAUGUCUCUGCCCUAAACUGCUCUAAUAAAGAUUUUGGAGGAGAGCUUCUUGCCCUGUCCACAUUAACAAGCCACUCUUCAAUCCUUUUGUUGAUCAAAAUAUUUUGGGGAAAAAAAUGGUUGGAUUUGGACCUGCAGACGUGCCUCCAUCGGCAGCGGUGAAGUUUGUGGGAGCAGGAGCUGCGGCCUGCAUCGCCGACCUGUUCACCUUUCCCCUGGACACAGCCAAAGUGCGGCUACAGAUCCAAGGAGAGGCCAAAGCUUCAGUGACGUCUGCAGUGAAGUACCGAGGAGUGUUCGGCACCCUCAUCACCAUGGUGCGCACAGAGGGGCCCAGGAGUCUUUACAGUGGACUGGUGGCAGGACUCCAGAGGCAGAUGAGCUUCGCUUCUGUCCGCAUCGGUCUCUACGACUCUGUGAAACAGUUCUACACUAAAGGCUCUGAUCACGUUGGUAUCGGCAGCCGCCUGCUCGCAGGAGGCACCACUGGUGCCAUGGCGGUCGCUUUCGCUCAGCCAACAGAUGUGGUGAAAGUCCGCUUCCAGGCACAGGCCAGGGCUCCUGGGCAUGCCAGACGCUACUGCGGCACCAUUGACGCUUACAAGACCAUUGCUAAGGAGGAAGGCAUUCGUGGUCUAUGGAAAGGGACAGCUCCGAACAUCGCACGGAAUGCGAUUGUUAACUGCACUGAACUGGUGACAUACGACUUCAUCAAAGACACACUCCUCAGGUCCACUCCCCUGACAGAUAAUCUGCCCUGCCACUUUGUAUCAGCCUUCGGCGCAGGCUUAUGCACAACAGUGAUCGCCUCUCCAGUUGAUGUGGUCAAGACGAGAUAUAUGAACGCCACUCUGGGCCAGUACAGCGGCGUCCUCAGUUGCGCUGCUGCCAUGAUGACCAAAGAGGGACCACUUGCUUUUUAUAAGGGGUUCAUGCCAUCUUUCUUGCGCCUGGGCUCCUGGAACGUGGUGAUGUUUGUCACGUACGAGCAGCUGAAACGAGCCAUGAUGACAGCAAACUGCACAAAUAUGCUGUUAUAAUGACUGUCCGUCAGAGGGCUGAUAUUGUGG
Acanthopagrus latus (yellowfin seabream) is the source of this 3789-nucleotide messenger RNA. Its product is annotated as mitochondrial uncoupling protein 2-like. The coding region runs from base 2836 to 3759 and encodes 307 amino acids. The transcript has 8 exons. The record is from RefSeq and is a predicted model, not a curated record. Gene Ontology annotation, molecular function: oxidative phosphorylation uncoupler activity. Lineage: Eukaryota; Metazoa; Chordata; Actinopteri; Spariformes; Sparidae. Gene Ontology annotation, cellular component: mitochondrial membrane. Gene Ontology annotation, biological process: mitochondrial transmembrane transport; adaptive thermogenesis; mitochondrial transport.